Histoplasma capsulatum G186AR is the source of this 1156-nucleotide messenger RNA. RefSeq lists its product as uncharacterized. The transcript is spliced from 4 exons. Gene Ontology annotation, cellular component: cytoplasm; nucleus. NCBI's taxonomy places the organism in Eukaryota, Fungi, Ascomycota, Eurotiomycetes, Onygenales, Ajellomycetaceae. Gene Ontology annotation, molecular function: protein binding. Gene Ontology annotation, biological process: proteasome regulatory particle assembly. The record is from RefSeq and is a predicted model, not a curated record. Bases 1 to 729 code for a protein of 242 amino acids.
AUGGAUGACAUUCAUGCACCCACGGUGGCCUCAGGCCCCACCUCAACGCCGGGGAGAAAUGGCCGCGAGCUGUCGAGCUUGUCUCUAAACGAACUUUUUGAUGAAAAGACACGUCUGGAAGCUGAGCUUCAGGCACUUAGCAGCGUUCUUGACUCUCAUGGAGUAAAUAUGUCGACGAGCUUGUUUACAUUCGAUGGAUACCCCCGUGAUGAUUUGGAUAUUGCACAGAUCCGUACGACUCGAGCGCGAAUCAUCCACCUACGGAACGACUACAAGGACGUCAUGACCAAGGUUGAACAGGGCGUUCAUGCGCAUUUCGCCCGGCUCCAGCAACAGGAGCAUCAGCAGCAGCGGCAAGAACAACAGAACGCAAGCUGUCCUCCUACCCCCUUACCCGCCAUGGACGAUUCAGCCACUACCAGCGCUCGGACGGGGCUUAUAGAGACGCCAUUUGCGAAGAUUAAUAGUGUGGCUGAAGGCAGCCCUGCAGCGCAGGCGGGGAUUAAAGUCGGGGACCGGAUUCGCAGCGUUGGGCACGUUAACUGGAUGAAUCACGAGAACUUGGCUAAGGUGGCGGAGGUUGUGCAGCGGAAUGAAGGGAACACUGUCUUGAUUAAGGUAGUUCGAGGCGAUGAAUCUGGCGAGACGAAGGAUCUCACUUUACAGCUUGUCCCCCGAAAAAACUGGGGAGGUCGCGGGUUGCUGGGAUGUCAUCUUGCGAUAAUAUGAAACGUGGAAAUGAGCAAUUUACUUCGAAGUGCCAGUACCAUUCGUUUUGUUUGUUUUUCAUUCUUAGCCUUCACUUCCUUUUUUUCCCCUUUCUCUCUUCACUUUGAUGCUGGCGCGAGGUCGAGAGCUUGACGAAACUUCAAUGGGAUUUUAUAAUGUUUGGAGUACCCGGGCUUAGUGUUGUUUCUUUGUAAUGACCACUUGAUAAAGAUUUUAAUGUGCUAUACGAAUUUGUACGGGCGUGCCAUCCAUCUGUUUUGUAUUUGCGCCUUUUUCCCGCUUGCGUUCUUCGUUUUCUAAUCUGUUUCCAUCCCCCUUCAUUCAUCAAAUUUACUUUUUUCUGCUUCUUUCAUUCUCAAAACUUUUUUUGGUGCAUUGUUAUAUAGCCAGUUACGCAUUAGAAAGCCAGACUCACGGUUUUUUGUUC